Messenger RNA from Nerophis lumbriciformis (worm pipefish), 2047 nucleotides. It is a transcript of the gene tinf2, whose product is annotated as TERF1 (TRF1)-interacting nuclear factor 2. NCBI's taxonomy places the organism in Eukaryota, Metazoa, Chordata, Actinopteri, Syngnathiformes, Syngnathidae. Gene Ontology annotation, biological process: regulation of telomere maintenance via telomere lengthening; telomere capping. Gene Ontology annotation, molecular function: telomeric repeat DNA binding. The record is from RefSeq and is a predicted model, not a curated record. Gene Ontology annotation, cellular component: shelterin complex.
CUCCAAACUUGUUAAGCGCCUUCCAACUGGCAGCUGCCGUGCUUAAUUUUGAGCAUCCACCUUUAAUGCUGGUAAAGGCGGCAGAACGAGAAGCGGAACUUAUCUAUGUAGCUCGAUGGCGGAGGCGGCAGUGUUGUGACGUUAUUGCAGCAAAAAGUAACAACCUUAGGCGUCGUCUGUGUUCACAAACUCAUCUCACUUGCAGAAGUUGCCCCAUGCAACCAUCAACCUCGCGGUUUUCUUCUCGUCAAUAAGUAACUUGGGUAGCUGCUAAGCUAACGGUGUUUGUAUUUUUAGAAUGGCGUCAACCAAACCUAAGCAUACUGAUGUCAGUCUCCCCUUUGCUGCCCUGAAGCUCCUGGCUCCGCCUGUGCGUCUGGUGUCCGCAGCCCUCUGGAAGGUGAUGAAGCAGAGGGAUGUAAAGCGCUACGGAGUCGUGGAAGAAUUUGUGACGUCGGCGUGCGAGACUGUGCCAGGUCUGCUCACCUUGAGACAUCAGGGCAAGCUCGCACUAGGGUUUAGAGGUCGACUAAUCUUGGAGCUUUGCUCGACACAACCUGAUGCAAAUAUCAUCAGGACCCACCUGAAGAGGAUCCGAAUUCCUUCUAGCGCUUCAACAUCGUCAGCUCCUACUUUGAGGACCGAUUUAAAGAUUACAAAAACGGUUGAAAGCUUCCACGAGUUGGUUGACACACUGCUGACCGAUCCUGUUGCCAAAGAACAGUUCUUUACGGAGGAGUUCCCUGAGGAUUAUGGUCCCUUAUUUGACCAGGAAUUGGAGAAGCUACUGUGGGAGUUUCUCAUUCGACUGGAUCAACUGCUCUCUGUUCCCAACCUUGCCCAGACUGUGUCCUGGCUCAGUGAAGCCCCCGCUGUUUUGGAAGAGUGUGCCCAAGCAGCUACUCAGCCGCAACUCUUAAAGAUUUUGCUUCAGCAUCAAACCUGUCUUGGCCACUUGGAGGCUGCAGCAUCCCUCCCUCCAAACAUGGGAGACUCCAUACUGACUUCCCUCUCGUUGCCUCUCUCCGGUAAAGUGCCUUCAAAUCCACAAGCAAGACCAAUAAAUUCUUCUGGGGAUGGGCCGGAAGACACACCGACGAGACGAGCUAAAGCCAUUUCCUCCUCCCCUGUCAUUGGGCUGAUAUCUAUCAAAGAUGUGCCAGCUUUGAACUUUUAUGGUCACCAGUACUGCAGAGAUGACCCAAAUGAGGGGCCAAGCUUUACUUCCAUUAAAGCAAUUGUGCCCAAGUCCAAACGGGACAGCGUGGGAGAGGGCGAUGGAAGAGCAUCGAGACGAAGCAGUGGUGUGAAACGCAAGCAGGCUGACAGAGAAGAGAGUGUGUCCGAUGACGUGGAAACAUCCAGCUCAUCCCAAGCUCUUUCCUCCUGUCACAACCGCCAGCUCAGAGUUCUCGUCCAUAAACUGCCGAUCUCCAAAUUAGUGGGUCGAGAAGAGACGUCCAUCUACUGGCACAAGCACGCGUCACCAGCACUAACUUCCUCGCUGAAAGUCUUAAGAGGCCACCACCCUCAAACUUCUCUCCCUGCUGAUGUUAUCAACUUGGACAAUAAAGAAAAUCAUCCCACUGUAGCAUUUGUAGGCGCCUCCUUAUCUCACCAGCAAAACACAGAGACGUUGGGCACUACUGACUAUGCUGACGACUACGUUGCCGAUUCUGAAGACGAAGCCACCAAGAACUUUAAAGUGAGGUUGUUCACGAAACGCUACUGCAAAACCAAGCACGGCACAUAUGUUCCCACUCUGAGGGAAUUCUGGAAACCGGUCAUGGCACAGCGGAACCUCUCCAUGCAUUUUCACAGCAAACGGAGACGGUAAAAAAUGACCUUUUUUUUAAAUUAUUAAAGCAGUACAAUUUUAACCAACACUUAUCACAUGUAUGUUUUUACCUUUUACAUUUGAACGAGUUAGUGCCUGUAUUCCCAUUCUGAAAACGGCAGUUUGAACUCAAUAGAACGCUCCAUACUCGCCGUAGUUGCUUUUGCCACACAUUGACGUGCAUCAAAACAUUAAAACAAAUGUAUUCCU